Molecule: messenger RNA, 5055 nt
Organism: Leguminivora glycinivorella
Lineage: Eukaryota; Metazoa; Arthropoda; Insecta; Lepidoptera; Tortricidae
Gene: Cnx99A
Product: calnexin
Exons: 13
Coding region: 118-1827 (569 amino acids)
Biological process (GO): protein folding
Cellular component (GO): endoplasmic reticulum; endoplasmic reticulum membrane
Molecular function (GO): calcium ion binding
Source: RefSeq, a predicted model, not a curated record
UUUGAUUGGUUGAAAAUUUUCACGAAAAUCCAUCUAGAUCUGAAGUUCCUCAGACACAGUAUCAUUGAAAAUUAAAUGAAGAUUGAGCAAUAAAUUCAAGUAUAAACGUAGAGCAAGAUGGCUCGAUUCACUCUUGAGGUGUGUGUUUUAAGUGCCUUAUUGGUGCUAGCGACUUCAGCAGCAAAUGUAUAUGCCGAGAGCGAAGACUCGAAUGAUGGAGUCACCAUAGAGGUUGAAGAAGAGGACCAGUACCAUAGCCCAUCAAUUAAUUCAAAAAGCAUUUACUUAGCAGAGCAUUUUGAUGAUGAGAGUGCAUUUAAGAAAAAAUGGGUGAAAUCAGAGGCCAAGAAACAGGGUGUUGAUGAAAAUAUUGCUAAAUAUGAUGGUAAAUGGAAGAUCCAAGCCCCUUCACGUAAGAUCCUGCGUGAUGACUUGGGUCUUGUUCUGACAACAGAAGCCAAGCAUGCUGCCAUCUCUGCACUCCUCGACAGGCCCUUCGAGUUUAAGGAUAAACCACUAAUUGUCCAGUAUGAAGUUACUAUGCAGGAGGGCCAGAACUGCGGCGGAGCGUACAUAAAGCUGCUCUCCCGCGGCGCGAACACCAAAGCGGACCUCCGCAAGUUCUUCGACCAGACGCCCUACACCAUCAUGUUCGGGCCCGACAAGUGCGGCAACGACAACAAGCUGCACUUCAUCUUCAGGCACAAGAACCCCAAGAACGGGACCAUUGAGGAGAAACACAGCAAGAAGCCUACCCAACGCCUAGAAGAUAUCUACAAGGACAAAGAACCCCACCUAUACACGCUAGUGGUGCGGCCCGACAAUACUUUCAGUGUGUUCAUAGACCACAAAGAAGUUAACGCCGGAUCCCUGCUAGAAGACUUCACGCCGCCCGUCAACCCUCCGCAGGAGAUCGAUGACCCUGAGGACAAGAAACCUGAAGACUGGGACGAGAGAGAGAAGAUCGUGGACCCGGCGGCCACGAAGCCCGCGGAAUGGGACGAGUCGGCGCCGGCGCAGAUCCCCGACCCCGCCGCCUCCAAGCCGGCGGGCUGGCUCGAUGAUCAGCCUGAAAUGAUCCCUGACCCAGACGCGCAGAAGCCUUCCGACUGGGACGAGGACAUGGACGGCGAGUGGGAGGCCCCGCUCGUGGACAACCCGCUGUGCACCGUCGGCUGCGGCACCUGGAAGACACCCAUGAUCCCUAACCCCGAAUACAAGGGCAUUUGGCGCGCGCCUCUGAUCCCCAACCCCAACUACAAGGGCAAGUGGGCGCCGCGCAAGAUCCCCAACCCGCACUACUUCCACGACGACCAACCCUUCCGCAUGACCCCCAUCCACGCAGUGGGCUUCGAGCUGUGGUCGAUGUCGCCGGCGCUGCUGUUCGACAACCUCGUGGUGACGGACGACGAGGCCGUGGCCGCCGAAUGGGCGCGCCAGACCUUCGACCUCAAGCGCGCCAAGCUCUCCCGGGACUCGGACUCGGUGGUGGAGCGCGCGCUGCAGUACCUGGGCGCCAACCCGUGGCUGUACGCCGUGCUCGUGCUGGCCGCCUUCCUCGUCGUCGCCGCCGUCGCCUACUGCUGCUGCACCGACUCCAAGAGCUCGGACGACCUGAAGAAGACUGACGGCGUGACGGAGGACGACCCGCACGACGAGGACGCGCCGCCGCGCCGCAAGACCGCGCUCGACGCCGAGCAGGAGCCCGAGCCUGAAGCAGAACAGGAGCCCGAACCCGAACCAGAGGAGGUCGCUGAAGCGACACCUUUAGUGGACACGGACGGCGCCGGCGACGGACAGCGGAAACGGAAACCGCGCAAGGAGUAAGAGACCAAGAAACUGACGGGUUGCAAAUUGAAGCGGUUUAGCAAAGCCGGUUGUAAGACUUAUCACGUUUAUUCAUAUACAAUAUUUAUUAAUUAUUUCUGCAUUUAAAAAACUAAACAUUUGACCUUUUCAUAAGAAAUAAUAGGUUCGUCAGUCAGUAUUAAUUUAUAAGCCAGGAUACACUAGUGAACAAAUGUUUCGCGAGAUUUCUCUUGAUGUCUGAAGUAAUGUGACAUCGCCGGUCUCGACAUUUCGUGCGGCGCCAGUAUAGGAUUUGCCGAACAUUCGCGAUGACUUCUCUUUCUCUUCUCAUAGUAGCGGGAGAUGGCAUCGAGAAUGUUUGAAUGCACCCUUAGGCAAAUUAUUUUGUUAACUAGUAGAUUUGGGACACCAAACCCAGAGCCAAAAGAAUAUUUCAGGCAUAAAUAUUUAGUGGGACUUAUAACCGGUUUGUCUGGACCAAGUGUUUGCAAUCUGUAGUCAAGCUUAGUUCAAUGAUAGUAGGCAGUCGCUAGGAGGAAAAAGGUCCAAAACUUUUGGUAGUUUCUUAAAUUACCAGCUACCCCACAUCCGGUUUUAAAUAUAUGGUAAUUAUGUCUUUGUCGCAAAACGUACAUUAAAAUUGUUAAUAUUGCCAUGGCGAAAGUUACCUGGCGCGAACACAAGUAGGUGAACAAUUGAACAUAGGCAUAAUUUUGGUUUAUAUGAUACAGGAUAUAAAAUUCACAAAAUGAUCAAAACUUUCACUCUUGGUGGGAUUUACAGGAACAUAUUAGUAGUAUAUGUUAGAACAUUCGACUGUCAAACUCAAUCAAAUGAGUCGAAUAUCCUUGCGCUUAACCUGUUCACUGCUUUGAGCUCGAUCUGCCAAAGAAGAUAUAAUAAAGCUACUAAUUCUUUAGCUAUGGGUGAUACUGAUAUCCCCUCUCCAAUAUCUAGGUCCAAUGUGUAUUUAGGUCUCACGAAUUGUUUAAUGGAAGAGUGAGGUGGAAUGCAUAUUGGACGCUAGUUUGAACAAUCGGGAUACACAGUUUUUUCUUAGAUUUAUGGUGGUCGAUACAAACAUAACGCAUUUACCUACACUCGCGUUUAAUAUCGGUUCCUAUGACUCGUUCAAGACUCUUUUGAGUCGCAUAAUACUUUAAACUCUCGCGUUUUGAGCACAGGGUUUUUAACUGGUAUAACGCGGUACCAUUUUCAAUUCUUUGGACGAUCAUUUGUAGGUACCCGUUCUUUGCAAUCUCUGGAUAAUAAUUUCGCUUGGUGGAGAGGACCUUGAGUUUAUAGUGGCAGUAAUCACUAUACAGUAUACAGUGUUGCAAUACAUUUCUGAAUGUCUGCUAAAUCUCUAGAAUUUGUUUACACACUUUUUUUGACAGCUACUUCAUAUGAAAUUGAACUGUUAUAGGGACCAACACGAAAUGCGAUAAGUUUGCUAUACGAAAUGGUAUUAGGUAUUUUGAAUUGAGUCAGUUUAGGUUUGAAAGUAUGGAUUUGUUUUUAUUGUGUUGUGAACUGGAAUGGAAAGUAUUAGUUUGUUUUGUAUGUUUAUCUAGAUUAAUGACUCGGUAUGUGUAACUCCAGUAUAUCAAGAUGUUCGCAAUAGUGGAAACUAUUUAAUACAUUUGGUAAAUUUAACGAAACUGAUUUAAAGUGUGUUAUAUUGUAACGCUAAGGUAUUAACAAGUUAUCUCUGAUUGUAUGAGUACAUGAACGUUGUUAAUAAGUUUUAAACAUCUUAUGUUACCAAAUUUCUAUGGUAUAAUUAUUUUUUUAAUGUUGAAAUAGAAUUUGAUUAUAGUGUUGUGUUACAAUCACAUUUAGAUAAAUAAAUUCAUUUAUCUUACACCGUUAUUUUUAUAGUAUGAUUGACUGUGUAUAUUGAAUGCAUACUGUAACAAAUUGUUUGAAAAUAAUAUAAAUAAUACAUUUUACUUGUUAUAAGAAAAAUAUCUGUAUAUUCUAAUAUUCAUUUUUUGUUAGGUACUAUUAGGUCAUGCUCAUAGGCUAUAACGUAUGUAUAAAAAUUGUAACAUGAUAUGUAUAAAAAUAAACUCGCAUUUAUGUACAGUCAAGUGCAAUAAUAUGUUACACAAAAUCUCCCACGAUUGUAUUCAGAGAGCGUAUCACACAGGUUUGUGACCUAAGAGUAAGAGAGAUUAUUCUAGAUGACUGUACAUAGGUAAAGUAUGAUAUAAGUAUUGUGUGUUUAGCAAGUAAAUCCUUCUACUGUAUGUGAUAUACUUUUGUCGCAUCAAUCGACUGUGAUUUGCGUUUAUAAUUGUGAUCUUAAGGGACUACCACAAACGUAGUUUUGCCACUCCGUGGCAGUUACGAAUUAGUAUGUAAAUACGACGGAGAGGUUAAACUUCGUGGUAGCCCCUCUGGGUGUUGGCAGGGGUGGAAUUGACACGUUCCUACUACAGAUAUACAUAACAUAUAUGGACAUAUAAACCUGCGCAGUGCGCCCCUGAUACGUUUCCUGGUAGUAUUUAUUACUCAGUGUAAAUUUGUGUGACGAUUCUUGAUUUUUACACGUACUGUAUAAUUUAUUUUUAAUUCAUGUAAGUAUUCUCUUAACACAUCCACUGCCAGGAACCGUCCUGGUCGGCGCUCGUGAACUUUGCUCAGAUGCUGGACAACACGCUUUAGGCGGGUGGUCGCUAUGUACAAGACAUUGAUAACGAUCGGUUUCAGGAGUAGUGCGCCAUUAUUUGUCUGGCAGUGAAUGUAUUAAAAGUUAAUUCAGAAUGGUAACGGCAAUACUUAUUGUAUAAGAACUAUACUUUUAUUUGUAUACAAAAAUGUUAGAUGGCUCAAUAUCAAUUCGGCCACCUUAAAUUGACAAUUUGCCAAUUGGGUAAAGGGACCUUAUUCUCGAUGGCGCUUACGUCCCGCGGCGUCGUAUUUGUACACGAGCGUCGUUCAUAAUGCUAUAAGCGCCAUCGACAAUAAGGUCCCUUUACCCAGAUAAUGUCACAAAUAAGAUCGUGGGCGAAACGGUCCAGAGCCGUUGAAAUGACUGGUCGUAAAUUCUUUAUUUUGUCUUUCGUUAAUACUUUUUCAAUUAUUUCCUACUUGUCUUACUUCUAAUAACAUAUUACUGAGCAUGAUCUUAUAUAUGUCAUUGUCGGUUACCGUGAGAUGCAUUUCAUUAGUCCGUGCGAGCGUGUGUGUGAUAGAAUGCUAUUGGACUGUAAUUUACAUUAAUAUAUUUAAUUAUUUGUA